AUGUUGAACAAGCGAAAACCGGAUAACAUGUCGAAAUCAGCACCCGCAUCAGCACCAUUGCAUGAUGGCGAAAGUCCAGCGAGUAAAGAAAAAGAAGAUGGUGAAAACAACAAGACCAAAGAUGUUCAGACCAGCGAAUCUGAUAUCGUCUACCCUUCUGGAAUCAAGCUAUGGCUUCUACUCAUGUCUGUUCUGGUCGGGAUGUUGUUGUCUUCCCUAGAUCGUCUAAUUAUAUCGACCGCAAUCCCUCAAAUCACCAAUGAAUUCAACUCGGCAGACGACAUUGGCUGGUACGGCACGGCGUACUUACUCACCAGUUGCGCGUUCCAGCUUGUAUUCGGCAAAUUGUAUAUUGUGUUCAGUGUCAAGGUUACAUUUCUGACCUCGGUUCUCCUGUUUGAGGUUGGCUCAGCUGUUUGCGGCGCAGCUCCAAAUUCGAUUGCUUUCAUUUUCGGACGUGCUAUUGCGGGCGUCGGGUCUGGGGGUAUACUGUCUGGUACUGUCGUGGUCAUCGUCUACUCGCUCCCAUUGCACAAACGUCCCAUGGUCCAAGGUUUCAUGGGUGCUGUAUUCGGUGUUUCCUCUGUUGCUGGCCCGCUCAUUGGUGGUGCUUUCACAACCAACGUAACAUGGAGAUGGUGCUUUUAUAUCAACCUGCCUCUGGGUGGUGUGGUCAUGGUGCUUGUUUUCUUCCUCCUCAACAUUCCUGACCGUCCUGGCACGGACAAGCCACUGAAGGAAAAGAUACGACAGCUCAACUUUCUGGGUCUGCUAGCUCUCUUCCCCGGGAUCGUAUGUCUCUGUAUGGCUUUGCAGUGGGGUGGGACAAAGUAUGCUUGGAGUGAAGGCCGUGUCAUCGCUCUAUUAACACUAGGGAUUGGUCUUCUUAUCGUCUUUGUAUUGAUUCAGGUCUGGAAGCCUGACCAAGCCACCGUCCCGCCUCGGAUAAUUACUCAACGGAGCGUGGCCUCUGGAGUUUGGGCAAGCUGUUGUAUCGGCUCCCAUCAAAUGUUAUUUCUCUACUACCUCCCGGUAUGGUUUCAGGCCAUCGACGGCGUCUCAGCCGUAACAAGCGGUAUUCAUAUUCUGCCCAUGCUCCUUCCCGUCGUGGUCGCCUCGAUCCUCAACGGCCAAAUGGUCUCAAGGAUAGGCUACUACACGCCUUCAAUGAUUCUAGGGACAUGCAUGACGGCCAUCGGCGCCGGGCUCCUCACAACCUUGCACGUCACCUCCACUGAAGGCCAAUGGAUCGGGUAUCAGGUUCUCUACGGUCUGGGCAUGGGGCUCUGCAAUCAAUCUCCCAACAUGGCCGCGCAGACUGUGCUGCCGCGCCAAGACGUCUCAAUAGGCGUGUCGCUCAUGUUCUUUGGGCAGACCCUCUUCGGCGCAGUGUUCACUUCCGUUGGCCAGAACCUGUUGGACAAUCAACUGUUGAAGAAGCUGCGCCUCCUAGGUGUCCCUGGUAUCAAUGCCAAAGUAAUCCAGGACCACGGUGCGACGGAUCUGUUGAACUUUAUUCCACACCAGUAUCACGAUGUGGCGUUGAAGGCGUACAAUGAUUCCCUUAGGGCUUGUUUCCAGGCUGCUCUGGUCAUGGCUUGUCUUUCUACCUUGGGUGCGGUGGCUAUGGAGUGGCGUACUGUCAGGAAGAACCUCCCACCGAAGGAUAAGACUGGCGCAAAUGAUACAAGGGAUACAGAGGAGGGUAAGCGUGGUGGUGGCAGUAUGACGAUGGAGAGCAAGACCGGUACAGCCGUUACCCAGAUUCCAGGAGCAUCAGCGGGGUUUGUCCGUCAGGACUUCGUGUCUGGUGGUGACGGUGUCUCCACUGCGAAUUGUCAACGUCAAUGUACACUCACGCCGCAGCAGCACGUAACGGAAGGCCCAGAACGAGACAGUGAUAACCGCACUGAGAUCGGGCCGGAGAAAUGA
This is a messenger RNA of Exophiala spinifera, 1932 nucleotides long. RefSeq lists its product as uncharacterized. The record is from RefSeq and is a predicted model, not a curated record. Gene Ontology annotation, biological process: transmembrane transport. Lineage: Eukaryota; Fungi; Ascomycota; Eurotiomycetes; Chaetothyriales; Herpotrichiellaceae. The transcript is spliced from 5 exons. Bases 1 to 1932 code for a protein of 643 amino acids. Gene Ontology annotation, molecular function: transmembrane transporter activity.